This is a messenger RNA of Fonsecaea nubica, 2169 nucleotides long. RefSeq lists its product as hypothetical. Gene Ontology annotation, molecular function: GTP binding; microtubule binding; GTPase activity. Gene Ontology annotation, cellular component: cytoplasm; membrane; microtubule. The record is from RefSeq and is a predicted model, not a curated record. The transcript has 3 exons. Bases 1 to 2169 code for a protein of 722 amino acids. NCBI's taxonomy places the organism in Eukaryota, Fungi, Ascomycota, Eurotiomycetes, Chaetothyriales, Herpotrichiellaceae.
AUGACACAAAUUGGCCUUCAGACCGCCGAGCACGAGGAAAUUCUAAACCUCAUCGACACUCUGCGGUUCCAAGGCAUCAGUCGUUAUGUUGAUCUGCCCCAGGUUGUUGUCUGCGGUGAUCAAAGCUCCGGCAAAUCAAGCGUCCUAGAAGCCAUUUCGGGCCUCCGCUUUCCUACCAAAGACAACCUCUGUACCCGAUUCGCGACUGAACUUAUCCUAAGACGUGGUCCUGCUCCCAAAGUUGUGGUCACUAUCAUCCCCCAUGCCGACCGUACGGAGCAGGAUGCCGAACGCCUCUCGAACUUCAUACCUCCAUCGACCUCCGUCGCCGACUUUGCAGACAUUGUCAAAUCCGCCGAGAAAGCAAUGGGAUUGGACAACGACAACACCGUCUUUUCCACAGACAUCCUGAGAGUCGAGCUUUGUGGUCCACGCCAGCCAAACUUGACCCUUGUUGAUCUCCCCGGCAUCUUCUGGGCGGGCAAUCGUUCUCAGUCAGACAAUGAUGCCGAACUGGUACAAUCUCUCGUCAAGUCAUACAUGAAGAGUAAGAGAAGCAUCAUAUUAGCAGUCGUGUCAGCCAAAAACGACCUGGCAAAUCAAAUCAUCACCAAGCUCGCGCGCGAAAUUGACCCCAGAGGCCAGCGGACCCUGGGCAUUAUCACCAAGCCAGACCUGCUAUUUGCUGGAUCUGACAGCGAGGCUGCCUUUGUAGAACUGGCGAAGAACGAGGAUGUCUACUUCAAACUGGGAUGGCAUGUUCUCAAAAACCGCGACUACGAUACCAAAGACACAACUUCUGCCGCGCGAGAUGCUUCCGAGAAAGAGUUUUUUCAAUCCCGUGUGUGGUCCUCGGCGCUGCCCAGCAGCCAACUUGGAAUUGAUAACCUGCGCCCCCGACUCAGUCGUGUUUUGCUCGGUCAAAUUCUAACAGAACUUCCUUCCCUGGUACGAGAUGUCGAGCGCGAAUUGACGCUCUGCAAGGGCAAGUUGGCGGCUCUCGGUGUUCCGCGGGGGUCACUCCUUGAACAACGCACUUACCUUUUCCACGCAAGUCAGCAGUUUGUUGAUCUCACCAAGUCUUCCGUCCGUGGUACAUACGAGGAUCCAUUUUUUGGAAGCGCAGAUACCGACAAGGGCUACAACAAACGUCUGCGAGCUGUUGUUCAACACACGCUAACUACCUUUGCUACGAGAAUGCGCGCAGAAGGUCAUGCCCAAGAGAUUGUCGACAAAGCAAUAGAUGCACAGUCAGAGAGAAAAUUCGGUCCACAACUAAUCUCUCGCAAGUCGUAUCUCGAUUCUGUUGAGGCGCGUAUGCGUCGUAACCGAGGUCGUGAACUCCCUGGCCUCUUCAACCCCUCUAUUGUGGACGAGUUGUUCUUUGAUCAAUGCAGACCGUGGCAACAUCUGCUCCACAAGACGGAGGAAAAACUGGCCACCGCAGCAAGAACGACAGUCGAACUUGUGGUGGGGCAUAUCUCUGAUUCUGUCACUGGGGACGGCAUUAUGAGAUUUCUCAUCCGACCCAACCUAGAGGCCAUUGUCACUAAGCUGCACAAAAAGACCGAGGAGGUGCUCAAACCACACAUGAAGGGCCAUGCUAUCACAUACAAUCACUACUUCACCGAAAAUCUGCAGAAGAAGCGGCGCGAUGCAGAGCGAGAAGGCCUGGCAGAGAAAAUCCGCGCAUUUUUUGGCGGAGGCCUAGACCCUACUUCGGACAACUCGGAAGAGAGAAUGUUUCACUUUGCCACAGACACAGGAGCCCUUCUAACAGCUCUACUCCAAGAUACAGAGUCGGAUAUGUCUAGAUUUGCAUGCAUUGACGCGACGGAUGCCAUGGAGGCUUACUACAAGGUUGCGCUGAAGUCUAUCAUCGACUCCUUCGGGGUGUAUGCCGUGGAACAAUGUCUUCUCAAUGAACUCCCAGAAACCUUCAAGCCAGAAAUGGUCUUCCAACUAGAUGAUGCUAUGGUCACCAGGAUCGCGGGCGAAUCUCCAGAGUCGCAAGCCGAACGGGAAGAGCUCAACAAGAAGUUGAAAGUGCUUGGGGAUACCAUGACCACCUUGAGACGCUUGAGAACAGUCGGAAUAUCCACAGGCGACCAGGUUUCCGAAUCCAGCCCGACCCCUGAAGAAAAGGAGGAGGAUGAUUGGACUCUUUGA